GGUAUGCUCUGUGGUUAGAGCUGACUAAAGACCUGCGAAUGCUGCCCUAUGACGUCAAGUUGCCAUAGUUACACAGGAUGGUUUCAAAAUGGCGUUUAUAAACGUAUCGAUUUGCUUAGCGUUGGUACACAUGAUAUCAUCAGCCUAUAGUCUUUCUGCAGAAAUUGUGGAAUAUUCAGAUCCGACGUACUGUUCGGACAACGAAUAUUUUGACAUACAAUUAUUUAAAUGCGUUUCUUGCAACGAAUUAAAAAACCUGAAACCUACUGAAGAUAGGCUGUCAUGUACAUGUAACAUGAGGAGUAAGAUUGUGCAAUGGACAGGGGGACAGUUUCCAGUCUGUGAACUGUGUCCUGAUGAUGAAGUACCAACGAUUGAUAAGCUUGAAUGCCUGCCAUGUUCAGCCAAGGCACUGAAAGGAAAUGACACUGUAGUUUGUACAGCAUGUGGAAUGGGGGAGAUACAAGUGGAAAAAUACUACAAUGGAACUCUGAUGAAAACACUGCAUUGUCUGAAUUGCACAGAUGGGACAGUUCCUUCAUCUGAUCAGACAUUCUGUGUGCCCUGUUUGUUACACUCUCGUAACUGUUCCUGCCCUGCUGUCACCCAUGAGUUGUUAGAAGGGACUUGUGUUCCCCUUAAUAGCCUCUCCAACUGGCCAGAUGAGAGAAAUAGUUAUGUUAUAGAGUAUGAAUCUGGUGAUAAGAUUGAUUCAUAUUUCCUUAGGAGACAUUUAAGAUCAUCAGUAUAUCUAUGCAAGAUGAGGAACCAAUCUGCUUGUGAACUGGUGGCCAACAUGUGUACUCUGGUGAUGUUCCGUGAUGACUAUGUUGGGAGUCCCUGCAAGCUAUUUGAGGGUGCCAAACACAUCCCAAAUUCUGACAAUAGUGCUCUGCCAUGGCUGUACUAUGGGGAGGGAGAUGCACAGGCUGUGUUGUUCAGGAAGAAGAUAACAGCCAAGUACAGCAUGGAUCCCAGCUUCAAGGCUAGCAGGUUGAAUUUGACUGUCAUACGAUUCACACCUGAGGGCCACAUGAAGGGGAUUUCUCCAGCUAGCGGGAGCUUCCUGCAGCUGUGUCCUGGCUCAUGGACCUCCCUGGACAAGGGGUUACGUUUUGGUGCCCAGUACAAGUUCUCCUGCAAGAUACCUGCACAUCAGUUGGUUCAGAUCAAGGACACUGAAUUCCUAGACCUGUAUCUGCAGUACUGGGAAGAUGGGGAAUCCCUGCUGCAUGCUGUCCCAGUGCUGGUAGUGGACCUCAAAGUGGGGGGCAAGUCAGCAAACAAGAGAUCUGACAGGGCCCAAUGGCAGCUGACCAGGAGGUUCUUUCUGAUUGACAAAGUUGGAGGUGUGAAGUAUAUGUCAAAGAGUGAAGUGGUUAAUGCUCCAUCUAUCAUCAGAUAUGUGCAGUCAUGCACAUUGAGGGUGAAGGUGCAGGGACAUGAGGAGGAGGGUCGGAUUUAUCCCCCACUCUUGGUACUCAAGUAUGGAGAAGUGAAGCAGGAAGACAUUGAAGCUAAUGUUGAGGUGCCAUUCACAUUCAGUGUUGAGUAUGAAAUGGAAAACUCAAUGUCACAUGCUGUAGAGGUGUCAGUGGGAGUUCUCAGUGCUCUUGCAGUUGUCUGGUCAGGCAUAGAGACAUGGAGAUAUUCCCGCCGAUCAGGUCGAGUUGGCAUUGACCAUGUCACUUUGGGUAAGCUGCUCAUGUUUUCAUGUGGAAACCUUGCAAAUGUUUUCUUCUUUGUCGCGGCCUGUGCCAGUUUUCACACCUUCGCAUUCUACAAGGGACAGAGUAUAGUGCAGGUUCUACUGCCAUCCCACCAACAAGAGCAAAUUAUCAGGAGCUAUGUAAUUUCAGCAUUCUCUCUCAAGAUAGUAGAAGUCAUUCAUCUGCUCUGGAGGCAGAUUUCUAUUGACAUCUUCUUCAUUGACUGGGAGCGACCACGAGCUCAUGGCUCCUUGACACGGCCCUGCAGUCAGCCAACUACUAGCACAGUACCACAGCCUGUCAGCAUGUGGAGGACAUACUUUGUGGCCAAUGAGUGGAAUGAGAUACAGACCACAAGGAAGAUCAGUCCCCUGUUCCAGCUGAUUUUCACUGUCUUUGUGCUCAAGGUGAUUGGUAUGGAGCACUGGGCAGUGGCUGACCCAGAAGUGCAUACCUCUCCUCCAGAGUACAUGAAGGACAGUCCACCAAGCUUCAUCUGUUGCUUUGCUGUGGGUGUAAUGGUCUAUGUUACAAUAUACUUCCUGCAGUGGGUGUUCAUGGUGCUGAUAUAUGAGAGAUACGUCAAGAACAUGGUUCAAGAGUUUGUUGAUAUUUGCUCCAUGGCCAAUGUCAGUGUCUUCAUCUUGGCUUUGGAAAAUUAUGGAUUCUAUAUUCAUGGCAGAUCAGCACAUGGGUUUGCGGACACAGACAUGCAGACAAUAUUGGGGCAACUACGAAGAGAAGAGGAGGAUCUGUGUGGGCACCGGGGACUGCUGCCUGGCACUGAUCAGCAGACCUUCCAGAUGGCUGUACCACUUCAGCUGCGGUCAUAUUAUCGAAAAGUGAUGGCUCCAAUCAGUUCGAUAACGCUGGCCACAAAAAGGUUGUCAAUGGGUGGUGCUGGAGCCCUCAGGUCAAAGGUGUUGUCCGGGAACAUGGACAGAAGCAUUCAGAUAUACCACAACAUGAACAAAUUCCUUGCUGCAUUUUUUGAACACGCACUGAAAGACUUGGAUUAUGAUGUGAGAGAGAAGCUGUUUGUUGAAUCUCUUCUUGACAUUGAGUUUACGGAAAUCUUCGACAAAGGAAUCCUGUAUGCAGACAGCGGGCAUUCUUUUGACAAUGUUCUCUUCUAUGGAAACGAGUUUACUUUGGCAACAUUUGACAUCUUCCUGUUCUGCUUUGUGGAGAUGCUUUUCCAUGACUUCCUGCUAGCUGCCAUUGUCACAGCAUUCUUUGAAAAGGUGCUCGUCGUCAUACGCAGAGUGGGUGGAAGGCAUAACCUGGCCAAGAAGACCCUUAUUGAUGAGCGGUUUCUGGUGUGAGAUGUAUCAUUGUUCUGUGACUUUAGUCAUUUAGCAGAAGGAUUCUUGGUGAAGAAAACUGUAGCAAUUCCUGAAGUUCCUAUAAAGAAAUGGGUAAAUCUGGGAUAACAGAAAACUUCAGGAGGAAAAUGAUUCAAAUUCAAAAUCAGCUGUCCUGCCAUCAGACUGACUAAAGGACUUCACAUACACAGAGUUCCAUUGUAUGUGUCACAUUUUAGUAUCAAAUGUUGCACAACCUGCAAAUCCUGUAGAGUUUUUUAGGUUCUUUUCAUGAAAUAAAUAUACUACUUUGUAUAGA
Messenger RNA from Zootermopsis nevadensis, 3332 nucleotides. Its product is annotated as meckelin. Gene Ontology annotation, biological process: cilium assembly. The record is from RefSeq and is a predicted model, not a curated record. NCBI's taxonomy places the organism in Eukaryota, Metazoa, Arthropoda, Insecta, Blattodea, Termopsidae. Gene Ontology annotation, cellular component: ciliary transition zone; MKS complex.